UCUGCAUGCAGCCUGGACGCCGCGUCGCUGACAGCCAGGACUCGGCUCCUUUUCGUUGUAGCCUUCUUCAAGAUGCUCGCUCCCCCCUCCUUGUCUUCUCUCCUUUUAGGAGACUCCAUUGAAUGAAUCCGCCAGGGCAGUCAGUUAGUUCCUAGUUUUCUCGCUUCCUCGUUGAUUCUUCUUCUUCCUCGUAUGCGUAUAUAACUCCCUCUGCCUUUGUUUCAUAAUUAUCACCCUCAGCCCCAGAGCGACCCACACCACCGACCCCCAGCUCUCAACCCAGCCGCCGACUCCGUGUGCUCUUUCCGCUCGAGUCCGCCUUUUCCUCUGUCUGGGUCUGGUCAACGACAAAGCCUGGUUCUGUUUUCAUAUUUUUUUUCCUGGCGGUUUUCGACUUCACCAACCGUCCUAUAUGCAUUGAACUGAGCAUUAUCGGGCUAUCGCUCUUUCUCUGCCCAUCCUCUCAGCAUGCUGAUUCCAAUUCAGCUUCGGCAGCUCGAGCCACGUCAAUCUCCCGAUUCUCCAACUGAUAAUUCAGACAAGAACGAUAACUCUUCCCAAAAUCCCUCAGGAGGUGGCAACAACAAUGCGGUCAUCAUUGUUGCUGCCAUUGUGGUAUUCGUUAUAGCCUUUCUUGUCGUCGUCUACUUCGUCCUCCGCGCUCUCCGACGAAUGAACUGUCGCCCAAAAUACAUACCAGGAAAGUUUCUCAAAGACAGGUGGAUAAGAUGGAACGUUGGGAGUACAUACGGCCAGGUUCCGGGUGGCUCAUCGUCAGAUCGAGCCGCCGGUGUUACCGUAGCCCCUCAAGCCGCCGAGGAACCCUCACGGACCGACCCUAGCACCGGGGUUCGUCGCGACACCUCGAUUCGUUCAAUCAUCUCGUUGCCUGCUUAUUCCUCGACUCCCAAACCCACCGAGCAAGUCAUCGCCCGAGAGGGAGAACGUGGCGGAAUGGACAUGGUGGUGGAAUUCCCGGAGACAGCAGAAGAAGAAGAAGAUCGGCGAGAAGAGAUGAUGGAAUCCCUGUACCAGAUUCGUCUACAGCGACGGCAGGAGAUUGCUGAUCGGGAAGCUCGACGCCGCGAGCGCCGUGAAGCUCGUGAACGAGGUGACAUCCUCCGUCUUGAACAGCUGAGAGUGGCAAGCCGAGCACGAGCCAACAGUCGGGACUCCGUCAAUGGAGGAGCCUCGGGCACGGCGGCCACUGCGUUGGCAGAGGCUCAAAGUCGAGGCCGUGACCGACGAAUCUCAAGCGUCAGCUACGCUGAUGUAGGCUAUGUCCGGCACGACGGUUCCCGCCUCCGGGCUAGUUCGCACGACUCCGAUUCCCGACCACUCCUAAACGAUGCUGCUGCGAUGAGUGCGGAUGGCCCUGACCGCUCAUCUGGGCUUAUGAGCGUCCAUUCUCGCGGUGAAUCCUAUUCCUCCGCAGCUGGUGGCUCUGACAGCGAGAGUUUGACACCUGUACAUUCCCACGGUGCUUCCCUGCGUUCAGUCAAUCAUUCAAACGAAGAGUUUGAAGAUGGGGAUGUCGGAGCACGAAACAUCCCACCUCCAGAUUAUAAUAAUCUGGAUUGGGGGGACGCCCCCCCUUAUGAGCCUUCAACAUCACAACCGAAUUCUGAUGGCCCGCCUCGAUUACGGGAACUGACUCCGCUACCCACGAUCCAAAUCGACGUUGUAAGCCCGGUUGACAAUGAUCCACCCACAAUUCCAAUUACACCGCAGGAAGAAGAACAUACUCGGCCACGGGAAACUCCUGCCGAAACAGGCUCACCAAGCGACAAUAACGCGCCAGCGACCGCAAGGUCAGCAUACGGGGUUUUCCUACCUUCAGCUUCAAUCUCUCGAAUAUUCUUUCGAGAACAAUCCGUCGCGUCAUUUACUAUGUCGCGCGAACACACAGCCAACAGCUUCGCGUCUUUCGGGUCUGAUUUCGAUCCAGAACACGAAGCAAUUGCGUCAACCAGAGAACUUGACGAGAGCCCACAGCUUCCCAAGAUGAACGGCGCGUCAAGGAAGCUGUCGCAGGUCGACGAAGAAGAUGAACCAGAUUACGUCUUUAACACCUCCACAUUCGAACAAUACCUCCCCAACUUCUCGCCGAUAGGGACAUCCGAAGAGGAAGACGACAACGACAUCGACAUCGACGACGAUAUCUCUAUUGAAGCAGGUCGAGGCCCGUCCAACCCCCCUCGCCGGCUAAAUGACUCUCGGAAUUCAUGGAUGAGCAUGGAAAACAGCGUCCGUUCUUCCUCCCCCGCUGUCAGACUUGACGUUCCCACACCCCAGAAAUCAGCCGUUCGCAAUACGUCUCGACGUGCGGCUAGCGAGAAUCUUCGAAAAGAUGCCCAGCUGAGACAGGCGAGUCUCGCUCACAAAGAAAACAUCGAUCCCAACCCUCCAAAGACCAGUCGCAAAGAACGACGAACUCUGUCUGAGAUCCACGACAAGGUUCGCGAUUCAUACGAAGGCUCUUUUCUUGAAGAUGAGCGUCCGUCACCGGCUAAGACCAGCGCUACGCGUCCCACCCGGUUUGGAAACGUGAAUUUAUCCCAUCAGAUUGCUGAUGCCGUUGAGCGGGCGUCUCAGGAAGCAUAUGGGAAAGACGCCCGUCGGGGCAAGGCUCGGGCAUCCGCCAAUGCUGGAGGCGAUACGGGCACUCAACAAUCUUUUCUCCUGCCCGAUUUGCCUAACCUCUCGGAUCUUGUCUCUGGUGUUUAUGAAGAUGGAACCCCCGUGUAUACGCGACAACCCAAAACGCGGACCACGCGGUUUGUCUCACCUCCAGCCGAUGCCACAGAUGCUUCCUUGAGCCGCGAACACAUGCCUCUCGAUGCGGUUCCAAUUCCAGAAGACGAAAAGGCCUUGUUCGUGUCUUUGAGGCUCCUCCAAGACAAGGUUUCUGAGCUUGAAAGGGCCAAGGGCGAUACUGAAAAGAAGAUGGAAGAUUUACGGCAGGAAAAUAACUUCCUGAAGGGAGGCAAGUCCCGUGGUAAGCGCCACGAGCUUGAACAGAACGACUACAAAAAGGAUCGAUUGAUCAACGAAAAUCAGAAAUUGGAGUCAACGAACUUAGCACUUCAAAACAAGGUGGAUCUUCUCGAGCGCAAGACCGACAUACAAGAGGCGGCAUUGAAGAAGCUGAACAAGGAGCGUGACAUGGCUGUCUCUCAACUCGGAGUAGCUUAUCUGGAGUCUCAAGAUCUGAAGAGUGAAAACGAAACUCUACAGCACGAGGUCGCAGAGCUUAAGGCUCGGUUUGCCCAGCUCUUCCCGUCCGGGUCACGGACGCAAGAGGAAACUGCACAGUCUGAGCAAAGCACCGUUAGUGACGCCAGCACAGAAGAGAGUCAACCCAACACCCGACAAAGCACUACCAAGGACGUCACCGCUAAAAGCACGCGUUCGAAGUCAAAGAGUGGCCGCAGGGAGGAUUCCAAGUCCAGGGUCUCAAACCAAGUUGACAGAGAAAUUUCUCGUCUGGAGAGGGAGCGUGCUGAUGAUGCCCUCUUCUCGAUCGAACUUCCACGAGUAAGGGAAUCGACUGGUUCGAAGAAACAAAAGGGCACACGGUCUCGGGAACCCAGCUCCCAAAGCAAGAGGCGGUCGAGCAGCGGAAAACGUGUCAAGAGAGUUGUGGUGGAAGAAGUUGAGGUUACUGACCCCGUCGACACAACUGCCGAGGCAACAGGACACACUCGCAAGUCAUCCGCCACAGAUCAGGAUCAGACUCUGUUGAGCUUCAUCGACGAACGUGAGAUCGCGCAGCUAAGAAAAACGCUGGAAGAAGAACGGCUGGCUCGCAAACGUCGUCAAUCGAACCCAGCUCCUGAACACACUGCGGGCGAGACUGAGAACCUUACCCGCCAGAGUGCGCUAAAACCUGCUCCUCGGAAGUCUUCAAUGAAAGAAACAAAGGCCACGAUACCUCGACCUGCUUCCGCACUUGGUGAUGUGACUGCCACCUCGAGGGUUAGCCUACCGGAAGGGGAUAGCCACCUAUCAAUCCCCGCUGAACGCCCAAGACGACACUCGGACCAUUCGACGGCAUCUGUGGCUCAGCGACGACGGCGUCGGAUUGCCGAGGAGAUGACUUCGGCGUUCAUCCUACCCGACAUCACACUGCGACACACUGACUUGGCGGAGAACCUCAUCAAACUCCCCGAGUCGACCCAGCGAGUGCUCGACCGGGCCACCCAGCAUAAUGGAAAGAACUGCACUGUUUGCAAACAGUCCGUUCCCGGAGAGGGUUGUGAGCAUACUAGGGACGCUGUCAAGAUCCCCAAGCCCACCCCAGUCUCCGAGCGAAUGCCUGAGCCGUCUGUCUACAAUGAAGAACCCACCCUGCGACCUGCACAGUCGCCAGCAGUAGCCCUUGCUACCGUGCUAAAGGCGUUGGAGGACGAGUUGUCGCACUUGCGAAUGCAGCUCAUCUCCUACCAAGGCGCGUACAAUAAGAUGGAUGCGUCUAUCAGCAAGCGCCAGAGAAAGGCCCUGGGUGAGAAGAUCGAGAAGCUGCUGAAAGACAUUGAUAUGAAAGCCGACCAAAUAUACGCACUUUAUGAUGUUCUUGAGGACCAGAGACAUCGCGGACAGGAAAUGACUGAGCAGGAGAUCGAGGUGACGCUCCAAUCUAUUGGUAUUGACGCCAACCCUAAAAUGGGCGAUGUUACCGGCACGACCGACAAAUCUUCUCGGAAGGACGGAACAGAGUACGAUGUUGACGAUGAUGAUUCAGAACUCCCAUGGGAGGGAAUUGAAAGCACAACGGAGAUGACUGGAGGGACACCAUUGAGCAUCAGUUAUCAUCCAAUUGAUUUUGGUUCUUCCUCUGCAAUGUCGUAUCAUCGUACCCAAUAUUCAACAAUACCAGUUUAUCAUGUAGAUUCUUCCUCGAGUUCGAAUUUCUUCGCCAGCAAUUAUUCCUCUCAAAACACCCUCUACGGCGACUCUGACGAUGAUGCUAGAAGCGUUCGAACCGUCAUACACAGCAGCAGCCCUCCUCACCUCCGCCUCCUAGAGCCCGCACCGAUAACCGGCGACGAAGAGUGGUCAGGCGACACCAGCGACGAAGAUGACCCCGUCGAAGCCGCGAGCGAAAAACCAGUAACAUGGUCCUCGCUUCCGAACAAAAGCCAACUCGCAAUCCUCACAAUCGCGCGUUUGUCGGAACCCCUCACCCAGACGUCUCUGCAGGCGUAUCUGUUCUACCAGCUGCGAUCUUUCGAUCCGUCGCUACCGGAAUCGACCAUCGCGACGCAAGCCGGGAUCCUGCAGGGCAGUUUUACGGCUGCGCAGUUUUUGACGGCGGUGCUAUGGGGUCGACUGGCUGAUUCGGAGUGGAUGGGCCGGAAGCGCGUGUUGCUGAUUGGGUUAUUGGGCACUUGUAUCUCUUGUCUUGGGUUUGGAUUUUCGAGGUCUUUUGCCGCGGCCGCGGUUUUUCGAACGUUGGGCGGUGCGUUGAAUAGUAAUGUUGGGGUUAUGAGGACUAUGAUUUCCGAGAUUAUUGAGGAGAAGAAAUACCAAUCUCGAGCGUUCCUGCUGUUGCCGAUGUGCUUCAACAUUGGCGUCAUUAUCGGCCCAAUACUCGGUGGGACGUUGGCGGACCCGCGCAAGAACUAUCCGCAGCUUUUUGGACCUGGUUCGCUCUUUGGAGGUGAGGAUGGAGUGUGGUGGAUGGAACGCUGGCCGUUCGCGCUUCCGAACUUUAUCAGCGCUAUUUUCAUCUUUACGUCGUGGUUAACGGUGUUUUUUGGGCUCGACGAGACCCAUGAAGUUGCACGGUACAGAAGCGAUUGGGGUCGGAAACUGGGACGUCGGAUCGCAAGAGUAGUUCAACGCCGACGAUACCACCACUACCGUCCUAUAUCGGACUAUCCGGACGACACGUCUCUAUACCUCGACGAGAGCAUCGCCAGCAGAUCAGCCCCUUCAAGCCCUGUCCGCGCACGGAUGCAACAUCGCCAGAAACGCCCUGGCUUCCGGCAAAUCUGGACAGCCAAUGUCCUCUUGACUCUUUUCGUCCAAUUCCUCCUCGCUUUCCACACAAGCGCAUUCAACUCUCUGACCUUCAUCUUCCUCCCAAAUCCCCGCGCUCCAGAGGGAAGCAACCAAGGCUUCUUCCGUUUCGGCGGCGGCCUCGGCCUUCCGUCUUCCCGGGUUGGGCUCGCAACAGCGAUUAUCGGUUUGAUCGGCCUCCCGCUUCAAAUAUUCAUAUACCCGCGUGUCCAGUCUCGUCUAGGAACACUGACGUCCUUCCGCACAUUCCUCCCUUUUUCGCCCCUCUCGUAUGCGCUAAUGCCAUUCCUCGUCAUCAUCCCCAACUUCCCGUGGCUUGUUUGGCCGGCCUUCACAAUUGUUGUCGGACUGCAGGUUGUCUCGCGGACGUUUGCGCUGCCCGCGGCUGUGAUCUUGGUUAACAACUCAGUCACGGAUGCGUCUAUCCUCGGGACAGUCCACGGUGUUGCGCAGAGUAUCUCGAGUGCCGCGCGCACUCUAGGCCCGCUUUUGACCGGUUGGGGAUUGGGUCUCGGGCUGGAGUAUAACCUUGUCGGUGGUGUUUGGUGGGCAUUGGCGCUGGAAGCACUGCUUGGCUGGUUCCUGCUUGGGACAAUUUAUGAGGGAAAGGGGAUUGAUAGGAGGAAGGAUCGUGAGCAGGAAGAGAUUGAGGCAAGUCAGGAGAGGAGGUGACACGAGGUGAGUAGCAGGUGGCUUGCAAUGAGUAGCAGGUGGCUUGCAAGGAUGGUGUAAUUUUGAGACGCCCCAUUAUGUGGGCUUGGAUAUGAACUGAACUUGAACAUACAACAUACAACAUACAACAUUGUGAUCUGAUGUGAUGAGUUGUCUAAGCGAGAUACGACAUGAUUUAUGAAAAGACCUGUUUAGAUUUCUUUUACUAAUAGAGUCAAUACACAACUUCUAUUUAUUUGUUUACCGUUAAUCCAGUCCCGAUGUAAAUGCCAAAUACAAACCUCUUAGCAUCAAAAUUUGAAUGCACCACUUUAAAGUCCCAAAACAAAGUUCAAUCUGUCUCUCCAUCCUCCAAUUACACCGCCGCAGCAGACAAGGUAGGAGGAGGCUGGAUGAAAGCUUGAAUAGCCUUCUUUGCAUCCCCCUCAUUCGCCCUC
Aspergillus versicolor CBS 583.65 is the source of this 7133-nucleotide messenger RNA. RefSeq lists its product as uncharacterized. Gene Ontology annotation, molecular function: microtubule binding; transmembrane transporter activity. NCBI's taxonomy places the organism in Eukaryota, Fungi, Ascomycota, Eurotiomycetes, Eurotiales, Aspergillaceae. The coding region runs from base 469 to 6696 and encodes 2075 amino acids. The record is from RefSeq and is a predicted model, not a curated record. Gene Ontology annotation, biological process: transmembrane transport. The transcript is spliced from 10 exons.